Rhodamnia argentea is the source of this 1068-nucleotide messenger RNA. Its product is annotated as peptidyl-prolyl cis-trans isomerase FKBP18, chloroplastic. Gene Ontology annotation, molecular function: peptidyl-prolyl cis-trans isomerase activity. The transcript is spliced from 6 exons. NCBI's taxonomy places the organism in Eukaryota, Viridiplantae, Streptophyta, Magnoliopsida, Myrtales, Myrtaceae. Bases 91 to 768 code for a protein of 225 amino acids. Gene Ontology annotation, cellular component: chloroplast thylakoid lumen. The record is from RefSeq and is a predicted model, not a curated record.
UUGGCGGGGAAAGGAUAGGUGGCGAAUGCGAUUGGCUUGCGGUUCCUCCAACUCCAAGAGCAUCUGCAAACCGCAGAAAGCCCAACGGCCAUGGCUUCCGCUCGGAACUUCCACAAACCGACCCUCGACGACCAUCUUCUCCGUCCAAAAGCCGCCUCGAACCAGCCGCCGGACUUCACGAAGCAACUCGUUCCUCCGACCCGCACGUCGAGAAGGUUCGCCAUCUUGAUCUCCUCGCUGCCGCUCGCGCUCACCUCGCUGCCUCAGUCGUCGGGGGCCAGGGAGAGGCGCAACCGGAAGGCCAUCCCUCUCGAGGAAUACGCCACGAGCCCUGAUGGAGUGAAAUACUAUGAUAUCAUCGAGGGAAAGGGUCCAGCAGCUGAAAAAGGAUCAACAGUCCAGGUGCAUUUUGACUGUCUGUAUCGCGGUAUUACGGCUGUAUCAAGUCGAGAAUCUAAGCUUUUAGCUGGAAAUCGCAUUAUUGCUCAGCCAUAUGUAUUCAAGGUAGGAUCUCCUCCAGGAAAGGAACGCAAGCGCGAAUUUGUAGAUAAUCCAAAUGGAUUAUUUUCAGCACAGGCUGCUCCCAAGCCUCCACCUGCUAUGUACUUGAUAACAGAAGGGAUGAAAGUGGGUGGAAAGAGAACGGUUAUUGUUCCUCCAGAGGCUGGCUAUGGUCAGAGGGGAAUGAAUGAGAUACCGCCAGGGGCCACCUUUGAGCUGAAUAUCGAGCUUCUGCAAGUAGAACCGCCUGAAGGAAAGCAGACUUAGUAUUGCGUGCGGACGGCCAUGAGGUGAUGGAGUUGAUGCGAUGCUGAAAUUUUGUAUCCUUUUCUUCUAAUAGGAGGCAGAUAAGUCAGCUGAGGGAUCAUCAUGUGCAGAGUGAUAAGUCAGGUUGAAUUCGUGACUUGCUAGUUUCUAUGCAUAUCUCCUUCCUCCUCUUCUUCUUCCUCUACUACAAAGCAUGAUGAAGCGGAAACAUUGUAAUCUCGGGCCGAUGUUCUUGCUUCCAAUGCCGCAGAAUUCACUGAUAUUGUUGGUAUAGUAUACAUGAGACUGUUGACCACAUGA